Ictalurus furcatus (blue catfish) is the source of this 4015-nucleotide messenger RNA. It is a transcript of the gene prkg3, whose product is annotated as protein kinase cGMP-dependent 3. The transcript is spliced from 22 exons. Gene Ontology annotation, biological process: protein phosphorylation. NCBI's taxonomy places the organism in Eukaryota, Metazoa, Chordata, Actinopteri, Siluriformes, Ictaluridae. The record is from RefSeq and is a predicted model, not a curated record. Gene Ontology annotation, molecular function: cGMP-dependent protein kinase activity; ATP binding. Bases 1452 to 3491 code for a protein of 679 amino acids.
GUGAUAAUGUACUACAUGUUGAGCAAUGUUAUAUAAAACUAAAUCAGGACGUUGUCUGGGUCAAAGCUAGAUCUUAAUUCAUCAAAAGUGCAUUUUUUCUUACAGAGUAAACAAAAAUAGAACUGGGUAAUGUUCUAACACGUUAUUGUUUCCAUAGUAACAACUCAUUCGUAGAAGAUAAGCAAAAACUCCACAUAAACUGAUUCAAGAAUGUGUGUGAUCCUUCAUGUGGUGAUGUUUCGUGUAAUAUUUGCGGAAGGAGUCUCCAGUGUGAACACUUUGUUACAGUCAAUUAUUAUUCAUUUCAAGAGAGAGAGAAAAAAGUGAACCCUACGAUGGAUCGGCACCCCGUCCAGGGUGUACCCCACCUUGUUCCCGAGGCUCCCCGAGAUAAGCUCGAGGUUCCCCGUGACCCUGUAGGAUAAGCGGUAUAGAAAACGGAUCGAUGGAAAAAAGUCAACCAGGUGAGAGUUUAUAAUGUGUACAACAAGGACCUAGCUAGUUUUUGUGGAUGUUCCACAACAUUACAAGGUAAAUUGCUGCAGUAUAAGACUAAGAAAAUCCUCAGGAUGUUCUUGUACCGGAAAAUAAUCAACUUUUUGGUAGCAACAAUAACUUUAGCGUUGUAUCGGGCCACACUUAAAACCGCUCUGUUGUUGAUUAUUUUCCUAUAACAGCACAACCUGUUGUGUUUCGUUUAUUUAUUUAUUUAUUCCUACUGAUAAUGUUAGUUUGUGCCAUAGAUCGAUUCAACCAUACUUUUUGUAAUUAUUGUGAUGUGUAAAAUACUGCGCAAGUCACUAUGAGCGUUUAUACACAUUUAUACCAGGCAUUCAAACGUAUUAUUUCUGCUAUAUACUGUAGCAUGUCAUCAAUGCAUUUUGAAUAUAGGAUUUAUUGGAUAUGUGGUUAUCGAUUUUUCUCCCACAAGCUGCAUGAUGAGCACGGAUGCACUCUCAUUCUGGAGGGUGCGAGUAGAUAAGUGCGCCGAUUAAUGUGAUAUUAAAUGACGUAUACGUUUACUUAAAGACCCGUUUAAAAGAUCUGGUGAAGAUAUGCAAAGGCGUAUACUAUAAAUGGACGUUCAGGAUAGAUAACCGAAACAGUGCUGGUGAUAAGAGCAGUAAUUCGUCUCACUACGUGUUGAAAGUGGGGUGGAGGAGCGGGUUAAUGAUCAGUGUCGGAGAAACCGUGAGGGCUUUUUUGGCUGCGCCUCUUGUGAUAAGGACGCAGAAACGUCUGAAGUUAAAGACGCUUGGAGAAAAGUGAGCGCCGGCAUGCAAUGAACACGCUGCGUGCAAGUUUUAUAUCUGUGGCAUGCACGAGUUAGAACGUUGGCGCCUUGGAGCAGACUCGAGAAGCUGGAACUUUCUGAGCUCAUGAGUGAAAUAUAGAAAGCAGAGUGGGAGUGGACGUGAGUGAACGAGCAUUUCACCGGCCCAGGGACAAGCAUGGAGGUCACGCUGAAGGAACUCCGGCAGAAACUGGAGAAGCAAUGCCAAAUUAACCAGGAGCUGCAGAAUGAAAAGGAGGACUUGGAGACCAGGUUGAAGGAGAAGGAGAAGCUCGUGGAGGAGCUACAGAGUCGUUUGGAUGGGCUGGAUCAGUUGUCUCAGAGGUACAGCAAUGACCGCGUGGAGGUCCGGCAGAGCCGAGCAGCAGUCAUGGCUCCGGAGCCGAUUCCAGACGACAUGGACAUCUCGACCACCAGGGUCAAAAAGACUGCCAGUGAAAGAGCUCAGAUCAUGAAGGCAAUGCAGAAAAAUGACUUCCUGAGUCGUCUGGAUGAGGAGCAGAUCAACAUGAUGGUGGAGCUCCUCGCCACUCUGGACCGCUGUCCUGGUGAUGAAAUCAUUAAAGAAGGCACCGAGGGUGACAGCUUAUACAUUGUUGCAGCUGGAGAACUCCGAGUUACUCAGGCAGGGCGUAUUCUGCGAACUUUGACCUCUGGAGACGUUUUCGGGGAGCUGGCCAUCUUGUACAACUGCAAACGGACGGCUACGGUCAAAGCGGUCACGGCGGUUAAGCUAUGGUGCAUCGAGAGACAGAUAUACAGAAGCAUCAUGGCAAUCAAGUCCAAGAAAAAACGAGAGCAGUUGAUGGGCUUCUUAAAGACAGCUCGCACCUUCAAAUCCCUGCGUGAUGAACAGCUCUCCAGCAUCACUGACUCCAUGGAGGAGGUGAAGUUUCAGGAGAACGAGGUGAUCGUGCGUGAAGGUGCCGAGGGAGACACGUUUUACAUCAUCCUCAAGGGAGAGGUCGAGGUGACGAAGAAAGUGAAUGGGCAGCAGAAAAUCAUCCGUAAAAUGAAACAAGGGGAUCACUUCGGAGAACUGGCUCUUAUACGUGAGAACUUGAGGACGGCUACCUGUACCGCUUUGGGAUCGGUCACCUGCUUCGCCAUCGAUAAGGAGGCUUUUGAGGAGACAAUCCCAAUAGAAAGCCUGGAGCUACAUGAUGAUCCAGAUCUUCUGGAGAACACUCAGACUUCAAAGAAACCGAGCUUGGUGUCUUCUCUACAGCUGACGGAUCUGAUCCCGGUCCUGUACCAGGAGGGACGCUACCAAGGAAACCCCGUCACCUUGGGACUGGGGGGGUUCGGACGAGUGGAACUGGUAACCACGCUGUAUCAUGGGAAAUACUUUGCCCUGAAAAAGAUCAGCAAAAAGCUGAUAGUCGAGAAGAGGCAAGAAGAGCAUGUGCUGUUCGAGAAGAAGCUCCUGCUGGACAUUGAGUGUGACUUCAUUGUCAGGCUCCAUGACACUUUUAAAGACUCCCGAUACAUCUACAUGGUCAUGGAGUUUUGCUCAGGGGGUGAGAUCUGGACCAAGCUAAAAGAAGUACGCCGUUUUGAAGAGAACAUAACUGUGUUCGUAGCAGCAUGUGUGGUCGAGGCUUACUCCUACCUCCAUAAGAAAGACAUCAUGUACCGAGACCUGAAGCCAGAGAACCUCAUGCUGGACUCCAGGGGAUACAUCAAACUAGUGGAUUUUGGUUUUGCUAAGAAGCUCCAGCGAGGACAGAAGACAUAUUCCUUCUGUGGAACUCCAGAGUACAUGGCUCCAGAGAUCAUUCAGAAUCAAGGCCACGACUUUGGCGCUGAUUUCUGGUCUCUAGGUGUUCUGGUUUAUGAGCUUCUAGUAGGCAGCCCACCUUUUUCAAGCUCAGAGCCGCAGAACAUCUACGCUAAGAUAUUGGAUGGUGUGAUAAAGUAUCCGCCGUACAUGGGAGAGGCCGCCCGAUCUCUCAUUAGCAAACUGUGCAGACCACGUCCAGGUCAAAGGUUAGGAAACACCAAAAAUGGAAUCAAAGACGUCCGUAAUCACAGGUGGUUUAACAACAUGAACUGGCACAAACUGAGGAUGAAACAGAUCAGCGCUCCUACAGUUAAACUCAUCAGAAAGGGUCCCUGCUACAUCAACUUCGACCGUUUCCCGUUCGAUAAGAGCCUGGCCGAGGAGGAUCUCUCCGGGUGGGAUCGAGAUUUCUAAGAGUCGUUGAGUUUGAGCUCCUGUACAUACUCUUACUCUUAAACAAACAUCUGUGGACACGUUUUGGCUGCGUGUUCCAUCCUGAACACAGAAAACAGAGAAUUAUUCAGUAUAAAAAGCUUGUAAUUUAGCCAAAAAAAAAAACAACAACUGGACCAUCUGGUCGCUGUGGAGCUUAGCACCUGUGUCAAGACCUUCAUCAAAGAUACAGAACAUUACCUGGGUGUAGAUACUGAUGAUAUAUUAUGCUCUGUGAUGGAGUGGGUUUUUUUUUUUUUUUCAUGGUGUAUUUGUUAUUUUUGUUUAGCACCAUUCUAUGCUGAUAUUUUUAUUGAUAUUUUAAGUUUUAAUGAGUAUAAAAAUCCAGCAAAAUUACUCCCAUUUAGAAUUUGUGCGAUGUCAUGAAACCUAGUCAUAAGACAACUAAAUUGUUUACACUUUUUCGAGAUCUUUAAAGAUAUGUGAUGAGUGCUAGAUAUACUCAACAUAUCCUGUAAAUUCAACAUAGUAAAGUAUACAUUGUA